Oryctolagus cuniculus (rabbit) is the source of this 1783-nucleotide messenger RNA. It is a transcript of the gene OR4E2, whose product is annotated as olfactory receptor family 4 subfamily E member 2. NCBI's taxonomy places the organism in Eukaryota, Metazoa, Chordata, Mammalia, Lagomorpha, Leporidae. Gene Ontology annotation, cellular component: membrane. Gene Ontology annotation, biological process: G protein-coupled receptor signaling pathway. The record is from RefSeq and is a predicted model, not a curated record. Gene Ontology annotation, molecular function: G protein-coupled receptor activity; olfactory receptor activity.
UCCAUCUGCUGGUUCACUCCCCAAAUGGCCCCCAAUGGCCAGGGCUGGGUCAGGCUGAAGCCAGGAGCCAGGAACUUCAUCUAAGUCUCCUGCAAGGGUGGCAGGGGCCCAAGCACUUGGACCAUCUCCCAUUGCCUUUCUGGGCCAUUAGCAGGGAUCCAGACCAGAAGAGGAGCAGCUGGGACUCCAUACAGGAUGCUGUGGUGCAGUCUGCGGUGUUACCUGCUACUCCACAACACUGGUUCCUUAGAGCUGAAUUAUUCUUCAUUUUCACCCAGCAGGUUCCUUUGGAGAGCUCACUGGAUGGAUGCUCUGAACCAAACAAGAGUGACUGAAUUUGUCUUCUUGGGACUCACUGAUAACUGGGUGCUGGAGAUACUGUUUUUCAUGGCAUUCUCUGUCACCUACAUGCUAACUCUUCUGGGAAAUAGUCUCAUUGUCCUUACCACAGUCUUUACUCCGCGUCUCCACACCCCCAUGUAUUUCUUCUUGAGCAACCUGUCCUUUAUUGACAUCUGUCACUCAUCUGUCACCGUGCCCAAGAUGCUGGAGGGCUUUGUUUUGGAGAGGAAGACUAUUUCCUUUGACAACUGCAUCGCUCAGCUCUUCUUCCUGCAUCUUUUCGCCUGUGCUGAGAUCUUUCUGCUCACCGUCAUGGCGUACGACCGUUACGUGGCCAUCUGCGCCCCACUGCACUACCCCCAGGUGAUGAACAUGAGGGUCUGUGUGCAUCUUGUCUUUGCCCUCUGGCUGGGGGGGACCGUUCACUCUCUAGUGCAGACCUACUUGACCAUCCGCCUACCUUACUGUGGCCCCAACAUCAUCGACAGCUACUUCUGUGAUGUGCCCCCUGUCAUCAAGCUGGCCUGCACAGACACAUAUCUUACAGGAAUGCUCAUUGUGUUCAACAGUGGAACCAUCUCCCUCACUUGCUUCCUGGCCCUGGUCACUUCUUACACGGUCAUCUUGGUUUCUCUUCGGAAACAGUCGGCUGAGGGGCGCCGGAAAGCCCUGUCGACGUGCUCCGCCCACUUCAUGGUGGUGGCGCUCUUCUUUGGGCCGUGUAUCUUCCUCUACACUCGGCCCGACAGCAGCUUCUCCACUGACAAGGUGGUGUCUGUCUUCUACACAGUGAUCACCCCUUUGCUGAAUCCUCUCAUUUACACCUUGAGGAACGAGGAGGUAAAAAGUGCCAUGAAGCAGCUGACGCAGAGACGAGUUUUUUCCUGAUGCACCUUGGGAUUGCAGACAUAAUUGUGCUCACAUAAUGAGAAAGCGAAGUAGGGAAAGUAUAAGGUAAAACGGCACAAGGCAGGGCUGAUUUCUGACCUACAGAGAGAAGCUAUGACAUGUACAUGAGGCUGGUGUUGUGGUACAGCGGGUUAAGCUGCCUUCUGUGCUGCUGGCAUCCCACAGGGCUGCUGGUUGGAAUCCCAGCUGCUCCACUUACUAUGCAGCUCCCUGCUAAUGUGCCCUGGAAAGCAAUGGAAGAUGGCCCAAGUGUCUGGGCCCUUGCCAUCUGUGUGAGCUACCUGGAAGGAACUCCUGGCUUGGCCUGGCCUAACCCUGGUCACGGUGGCCUUUUGGGAAGUGAACCAGCAGAUGGAAGAUCCAUCUCUCUGUCUCUCUCUCUCUCUGUUUCUGUAACUCUGCUUUUCAAAUAAAUAAAUCUUUAUAAAAAAAAAUCUAUUACAUGUAGGUCCAACACUGUGGCAUAGCAGUAGUCACCACCUGAGGCACCAGCAUCCCAUAUGGGUGCUGGUUUGAGUCCUGGCUGCUCCAC